AUGGCAGACAACGAGCAAAAACAAACCGCCGCCAAACCUGUCGAGGAUGCGCCCAUUUCGCCCAUUGAACGCAAGAACUCGCUCGAGAACCACCUGAUGCAUCGUCCCGACCGCGCUGCACUAGUCGACAAAAACAUUCUUCCCGCAUCCAGCGCUGCACCAGGCCUCCUCUCACAACAGAAAGAACUUCAGAAGCACAUGCUCGAGGAUAAGCUCAAUGACAAGAUUUCGCAUCGUCCGGACCCCGAGGCCCUCGUCAAGGAUGGUGUACUGCGCGAGGACCCCCGCUCAGCAGAGGAACGAUACGAAGAAGCUAUUGAAGACGAAUACGCAAAGCGUGAAGGCGGCGCGUAG
Beauveria bassiana ARSEF 2860 is the source of this 354-nucleotide messenger RNA. Its product is annotated as RPEL repeat protein. The coding region runs from base 1 to 354 and encodes 117 amino acids. The transcript has 3 exons. NCBI's taxonomy places the organism in Eukaryota, Fungi, Ascomycota, Sordariomycetes, Hypocreales, Cordycipitaceae. The record is from RefSeq and is a predicted model, not a curated record.